Aplosporella prunicola CBS 121167 is the source of this 1417-nucleotide messenger RNA. RefSeq lists its product as uncharacterized. Bases 212 to 1057 code for a protein of 281 amino acids. NCBI's taxonomy places the organism in Eukaryota, Fungi, Ascomycota, Dothideomycetes, Botryosphaeriales, Aplosporellaceae. The transcript is spliced from 2 exons. The record is from RefSeq and is a predicted model, not a curated record.
CCCGCUCGACCUAUCCCGCGCCUCAAGCCGGAAGCUGCACUCGCUGAAACCUGCCUCACGGCGCUUGCUGCCAAUUUCAGCUCCGACAAUGCCACAGACGCCUGCCCUAUAUCAUGACCCACUUUGCUGACGCCCUUUUUUCUUAAUUUGAACCUUACUGCUGCCUGCUGCCUUGUGACCGUCUAGUCUACUUCUUCUUCUUCUCGUCGCCAUGUUCCGCAUGUCCAAUAAGCGCCCGCGCGAGGACGACGAUGACGACCCCACCGUGCACCACGAUAAGAUCAAAAAGCAUCGUGUCGGCGAAGCUCCGCAGCGCGCACAUCCUCCCGUGCCGCCAUUCUUAAACCUGCACCACCACCAAAUCAGAUCUCCGUCCUACCUCCCACCGGCUCUGACGCCGGGCCAAUCCGACGACUCGGGAUGUGACUCGCCGGACCUGCCGCCGUACAUGGCUGCCAGCGCGCACAGCGACACGGACAUGCAAGACUGCUAUGAAGACGAUUUCAACAUGCUGCGCUCCAACCCCAACUCGCCCGCCCUGCCGUUCAUGCUCCCGGAACGCCUGAACCCGCGCCUCCCCACCGACAGCACUGGCCGCAUCCCCACCCCCAUCUACGGCUCCUUCCCUCCAGCCAGCAAAGCGGCUCUCCCGCGCGGCUCCAGCGACAUCAGCACCAUGGAGCUCGAAGAGCCGCCCACCCCCACGACCACCAGCACCAGCACCAGCUCUUUCACCCGCGGCCGCGGUCGCCGCAUGCCCUCGCCCAUCAGCGAGAACGAGUCCUCCGUCGCCACGCCCACGUCCGAGGCCGGCAGCCGGCUGUCGCGCCUCCGCGUCUCGGCCGACGAGGGCAUGGACGUGGACAUGCCGUCGCCAGCCUCGGCGACAGGCUCGGGUUUCUCGUCCCCGCGCUUGCAUGACCCUAGGGCUGGCGGCCGUUCCCGCAGCGGCGCUAUCACUACCGGCAAGAAGAAGUUCUUUAUGGGGUUUCGUGACGAUUGCCCUAAGUGCUUGGCGAAGGUGCCGGGACACAACGCGCAUUUCCUUCCGCUUUGAUUUGGGUUAGCUUUCUCUCUCUCUCUCUCUUUUCUCUCUCUUUUCUCUCGCUUUUCUCUCAUGGCUCUUGGCUUUGCUUUGCUUGGUUUGGCUUGGUUACGACGCGGCGUUUGGAGCGUAUAGGCAAGCGAACGGACGGGCGCGCGUGUAAACAUCUGCGGGCAUUUCUGGACGGAUGGAUGGAUGGAUGGAGGGACGGGUACACAAGGAAGGAGCCUUGGGCGGGGUUAUAGCUGGCUUGCUAGAUACGGCGCCUCCCUGGCUUAUAACGGGACUGACGGACAGUGAUGCCGAGAUGCGCGCAAAUACAGGAGUUCUUUUUCGUUGUUGUUGUUGUUGUUGUUGUUGUUGUUGUUGUUG